Molecule: messenger RNA, 1432 nt
Organism: Cooperia oncophora
Lineage: Eukaryota; Metazoa; Nematoda; Chromadorea; Rhabditida; Trichostrongylidae
Source: the annotation of a GenBank genome assembly
AUGAGAGUUCAUUUGCGGGAACAUCGGCUGUACUUGAGUACGACACAGCAAAGAACACGCACUAAUAAUCUCAUUAGCGUCAUCAAGGCCCGCUCACAAUGGGAUCGAGCCAAGGAGGUACUGAAAGAGGAUGGGAAGGACGAUCAGCAGAAAAUGUACGAGAGCCUAGCUGAUAUGCAAGCUAGUCAGGACAUCCUUUCCAAGUUCAUCUCCCAAGGAUUCGAUACGAAAGAAUUCGAAGAAUUAAAAGACCGUUUCCUUGCAUGGCAAAGCGCCGCGUUAAUUUUCGCCAUUCAACAAGCGGAUUUUGAGAAAUUGGCUGAAAUCCAGAAAACUUAUGACAGCCUUGGACGUAAAGACGAGUUUAUUUCAAUUUUCCGCCGUGUAUCGAUCAAUAGGUUGCGGGAGUUCUCAUCCGAUGGUCCAUCGAUUCAAUCAAUCAUUGACGCUUUGUACAAGGAAUUAGAAUUCGCUUUCAAUCAUCAUCACAAGGUUCUCCGCCGAUUUCUCGAUGAUGAUGCAGCAUCUACCGUGCUUUCUGAGGCCAUUCAGGAAGGUCUGAAUGAGUUAGAUCUUUCAGUUCCUUUCUCGAAUAUCACCUCCUCUGAAGAGAACCCAAUUGACCUUCUUCAAAAAACUAAUCAGUUCUUAACCACACGUUCUGAUGCUUCAUCAAAGAUCCCAUACCUCGAUGGUAUCUCACAGCAGUUAAGAACUGAGAUAAUCAACGAUCUCAUCGCACCUUUCCGUAGCGCCUUAACCACGUACGUGUUAUCGAAGAUCAAUACGGUCGAUUUGACAAGCGGUUCAUUCCGAGCGCGAGUGGAGUCGCUCAAAACGGCGAUUGUUGAACUUCUUCACCUCCUCAGCGAUGUUUUCGUUCACAGUGAAGCUCUAUUUGGACAUGACGUCAAGAAGGUGGUGCAGCAACCGAUAGAUAAAUGUCUGGACAACUUUUUGGCUAGGUUGAAAUCCUGGGAAUACGGACUGGACAGUCAGCGACGUCCACGUUCUCUUGAAGAUGCUAUUGCGGUGUGUUCGGCUUCUGGUCAACUGGUGUUUGGACUGCAAGAGUUCAAAACGAUGGUGUCGAAUGUGGAACCAACACUUUCCCCGAACAUCAAGUCCGCCUUGAAAUGGAACCGAGGAGUUUGUGAUUUUGUGAUGAAGUCAGCAAUUGAUCGAGUGGUUCCAAAGAUGACUUCAAAAAUGGAGGAAAUUAAAGCGAAAGCUUCGAAGGAUACCCGUGUAUCUAAUCUUCCAGCAUUCAGCACGUCACCUCAUGAGUACAUCACGACGACUGGGCAGGAACUACUCCAAUUAUUCCAUCGUUGGGAGCAGUUUUUCCUUGACGAUAACGUUGUUCAUUCAUUCUACAUUGCCCUGAAGAAGAAAUUUGAAGGCGACGAGCUAUUCAAGAAGACUGUAGCUG